AUGGACCCCACGCACAGAGACAUCUGCAUCGUCGGAGGAGGCAUCAUCGGCGUCUGCACGGCCUACUUCAUCGUGAACGACCCGGCCCACGACCCCACGCGGACGACAGUCACUCUCAUCGAGGAACAUGAGAUCGCCGGCGCGGCCUCGGGCAAAGCGGGAGGGUUUCUCGCGUUGGAUUGGCACGGGCCCGCGACGCAGUCGCUCGCGGCGCUGAGCUACCGGCUUCACCGCGAGCUGGCGGCGGAGUUCGACGGCGAGUCUGCGUGGGGGUAUCGUGCAAUGGACAGCGUAUCUAUUAGUGUCACGGCAAAGGCCAAAGGGGACAUAUUGGGGACGAAGGAACCAGAACCCAACACGGCGGUGGUGAUAUCUGCGUUGAGGGAGCUACCGGGACCUAGGGAGGGCGUGGUAGAUAUGCGUUGGCUGAAUCCGGAGGCUCGGAGGAAUGUCUGCGGAACGAAGGAAACCACGGCGCAGGUGCACCCGCGGUUGUUCACGAAGGCAUUGUUUUCCCGUGCUGAACAGAAGGGCAUGCGGUUUAUUCACGGGCACCCAGAGAGGCUUCAUCGCAACUCCGACUCCCGGCCUACGUCCCUGGAUGUCACAAGCGCCGGUUGCUCAACACCAACAACCAUCCCGUGCAGCGACCUCGUCCUGACCGCCGGGCCUUGGAGCGCACAGGUUGCAGAGACGCUAGGUGUCACCCCGGUACCACACAUCAACAACCUUCCCGGCCAUUCCAUCCUCAUCCGACCUCGAAUUCCGAUCAGCCCGCUCGCCGUCUUCGCUGGUAUACGCAAUGCUAACACGGGUGCCUCCCGCAGCGCCAAUGGCGGCGAGAUCACGGAAAGCCCAGAGCUGUUCCCGCGUCCGGACGGAAGCGUGUACGUCGCGGGCGAAAACCACGCGCGGCAAAUGCCGGCCAGUGCCAACGAGGUUGAGUGGCUGGUGGACGAGGAGAUGAUUCAGAGACUGGUCAGGGCAAGCGCACAGAUUAGCGAUGCUUUGGCCGAGGGCGACGUCGAAGUCAAGCAGCUCUGCUACCGGCCCAGGACUCCCGACGGGAGGCCCUCAAUCGGGAAACUCAACGAGCAUGUAUGGAUGGCAGCAGGCCAUGGUCCGUGGGGGAUUACCCUUGGCCCCGGCACAGGCAAGGUGAUGGCUGAGCUGCUGCUCUACGGGCAAGCACAAAGCGCUCGUAUAGGCGAACUUGACCCCCUGCGGUCCUUCGCUCAAGACAGGAGGGCACGAUGAUCGUGGCUUCUCUACAACGAAGGAAGUUACUCAUGCAGGACGUUAUCCUGGAGAGACAGGAUUUCCGCUUUCCAGGAUGAAGGCUCGGGAUGCCAUGCUCUGCCUGAAGCCUACCACACGUGAGAUUCUCCGAGGCAGAAUGAUUAGC
Molecule: messenger RNA, 1405 nt
Organism: Punctularia strigosozonata HHB-11173 SS5
Lineage: Eukaryota; Fungi; Basidiomycota; Agaricomycetes; Corticiales; Punctulariaceae
Product: FAD dependent oxidoreductase
Exons: 4
Coding region: 1-1257 (418 amino acids)
Biological process (GO): retrograde transport, endosome to Golgi
Cellular component (GO): cytoplasm; late endosome
Molecular function (GO): oxidoreductase activity
Source: RefSeq, a predicted model, not a curated record